AUGGACGAUGUGGGUCUGCAGUACGUGUCGCCUGUAUUGAGGGAGGUGUCCAACCUGGCCCGAGCGGCCAAGGCGUUCACGUCGGAUGCAGGAGAUCUUGGGAUGGUCCUGAAGCCGCCGAAGUCUGGAUGUAUCCCUGGGAACCAAAAGGUUUGGGGACAGCUCAAGAGGCACCUGGGAACCUUGAAGAUCCCGUACAGGGCCCACAUGAGGAAUCUGGGACACGAGCUCACAGGACCUCGAGUUCUUCGGCAUAUGGAGAAGCGUAGUUUGGCAGCUGGGCUGAAGCAGCACAGGCAGGUCCUGCACUAUGUGUCGUGGGCGGCCCUCCAGGUUGUGCAGUUUCGGAGGUGGGGAGCCGACCCUGUCGUGGAGCAGGACCCAGAGCUCGCCCAGGACUACUUUCUGCGGAGUUCUGAGGCGUGGCUGAUUGUGUCGGAUUCUAGGGUCACGGCGGCCAUCGAGGCCGCCCUCGAGAGCUUGCCCCCGCGCCGCCCUGAGUUCGUCCACGUCCCGCGGACGGGCGGCUCCAUGCUGGAGGAGAUCGUCCGGCCUGCGGAACAGUGGGGCAAGUAUUCCCCGAGGCUCAGCCCGAAGAGCCGCGAUAACAACUUCUUGAUCGACAACCACAUCUGCUCCCCCUACCACAUCCCUCCCUCGGCGCAGGACAGCGCCUACAGGGGAAAGGAGACUUUCUGCAUCUUCCGGGACGUAUAUGGGCGCUUGCUGUCGCAAUUCUAUUCGACAUUCUCGCAAAAGAAGAUGUACAAGUGCAGCGCGGCUGAGUUCGACAAGUUUGUCUUGGACCACUUCGCCAGCCAGAGGCGCAUCGGCAUGGCCGGCUUCCCGUACGGAACCGACUGCCACUUCCUCCCCCAGGCCUCGUACGUGUUCGGCUGGGACAGGAAGCAGAGGCGUGUGGACCCUGCCCUCAGGUGGUGCACCUGCGUGAUGCGCUACGAUCACCUGGAGGAGGACCUCAACCCGUUCCUGGAGGCCCACGGCUACUCCGCUCGCGUCCGGUUCAGGCCCUCGAAGAGGCCGUCUUCCUGCAGGGAGCCGCUCGGGAGGGACAACCUGAGCGCGGCCGCGAAGGAGCUCGUCGAGCAGGCAUACAGUGACGACCUGGGCCUGCAGAGCGCGCUGGCCGCCCGCGUCAUGGCGCUCCGCGCCGCCUCUGUGCUGCUCCUGCUGGCGUCCGCGCAGGCCGCUGUGACGCACACCAGGUUCGUGUGCGGCCAGCAGACGCAGAUCUUCACCUCGACCUCCGCGGACGCCGCGGGUACCGCCGAGUUCUCGGAGAUCACCACGGAGGACGGCAAGUGCAACAUGAUCCAGAAUGCCAAUGUUGCCUCUGUCAAGUUCUGCGGCCCAGGCAAGCUGACACUUUCGCGAAUGACCUGCAGCGAGCACCACGACUACAAGGCACAGAUCGUCGAGCACAGCGCGAGCGACUACACAACCAAUUGCGAGGUCAUCAGCACGGCGGGCACCGUCGUCGACGGCUGGCUCGGCAGCUUCACGCUGAGCUGCUGA
Messenger RNA from Prorocentrum cordatum, 1536 nucleotides. The record is from the annotation of a GenBank genome assembly. Lineage: Eukaryota; Dinophyceae; Prorocentrales; Prorocentraceae.